This is a messenger RNA of Drosophila serrata, 694 nucleotides long. RefSeq lists its product as uncharacterized. The record is from RefSeq and is a predicted model, not a curated record. Lineage: Eukaryota; Metazoa; Arthropoda; Insecta; Diptera; Drosophilidae.
UUCUUUGAAGAACGGCCGAUGGUCACUUUAUAUUAAGUUAAUCUGUUUACUUUUCCAUUUGUUUAAAAAUAUGCAAUUUUUUGAAGUUUAAGAUACACUUUGAAAUGGGAACUCCUCGCAAGAACUUCAGCAAUUUUCUGUCAUUCAACCCGCGGGCGGGUCAGUAUCCGUCUCAGUCCACGGACUACAGAUCGCAACAGUUUGGUGGCCAACAGACGCAUCAGCAGGGAACCUUUGGCUUCUACGAGGACAAGCAAGGCUCACAGAAGCCUCAGCAUAAUACGCCGCACUUUUACCAGAACAAAUCGCCACAGGAGCAACAGAGACACCGACCUUACGGGCAGGGUCGUGGUUUUGGACGCGGAGGAGGCUUUAAUCGUAGGGGUCAACAGAACCGAGAGCAGGGUCAAAGACACAACCACCAGAACAGCAGAGAAAACAACCAGAGCGGGAGUGCUUACGCGCAGUACUUUCACCCCUCAAUGCUGGAGGAUCCCUGGCGGGAUCUAAUGGAACGUCACGAGGCCAUUCACGGAUCCAGCACAAGCCAAACCCCAACCAAGAAAGUUGAAGCUAAUUAGAACUAGUUAUUUACCAGUUUUAAGACGCACAUACAUCUUGUAAAAUGUAAAAAACUUAGUUAUCAAUAUCGGUAAACGAAAUGCAGACUUAAAUAAAUAAUAAAUCCCCAUGA